Messenger RNA from Lithohypha guttulata, 1041 nucleotides. RefSeq lists its product as uncharacterized. Lineage: Eukaryota; Fungi; Ascomycota; Eurotiomycetes; Chaetothyriales; Trichomeriaceae. The record is from RefSeq and is a predicted model, not a curated record. The coding region runs from base 1 to 1041 and encodes 346 amino acids. The transcript has a single exon.
AUGAGAACCACACUCUUCUUCGCUGCGACAUUGACCGUUGCAUACGCUGCUCCCCAAGGUUGGGACAGUUGGAACAGCCAGGGUGGUCAAGGUCAUGGCAAACCUUCUGGAGGCAACGGCAAUCGGGGUGAUGACAGCAGCAGCAAAACCGCUAGCGAUAACGGCUGGAGCAACUGGGGCGGCGACAAAAAUGGCGAGAAGUCCAACGAUGGAGGAUGGGGGGCAUGGCCAUCGACAACUCCAACUCCUCUACCAUUAGUUAGCACCACACCAGUCCUUUCCACCUCGACAAAGGAGAGCUCUUGGGGCACUUGGGUCUCCACUACGACCACAACCACAACUCCAGUUGUACCAACAACCUCUUCAACUCCAGCUGUUUCAACGACUACUUCAACUCCAGUCAAAGUGACUACGUCGAGCGCUGGCCAUUCGUGGGGAACAUGGGCUACCACAUCUUCAGUGCCAGCUAAAGAGACAACAUCGACGACUACCCCCGCUAUCGUUACCAGCACAAGCAAGUGGUCACCGUGGACCUCAACAGUUUCUGUGCCUUUCGUCUCAACAACCUCUACUACAGUGCCUCCUGUUCCAACGUCUUCCACAACCGUGCCAGCUGUCCCAGCGAGCUCAUCGUCGGUUUGGACCACCUCCAGCGUCCCUUCAGUCACUACUACCUCGGUGGUCCCGCCUCCAGCUCCUCCAGUUCAGACCACUUGGUCUCAAUGGACUUCGAGUGUCCCUUCUGUAAGCACGACCUCAGUGGUGCCUCCACCAGCUCCACCUGCAUCUUCUGCUUCGAGUUUACAGAGCAGCAGCAGCUCAGUUGUACCACCUCCGGCGCCACCAACGACUACACCUCAACCAGUAACAACUUCCGCUACUGCACCGCCUGCACCUCCAGCUACUCCGUCUUCAGUCAGGCCAAGCACAACCACGACAACAGUGCCAAUAUCUACCUUCACAGGUGUUGCCGCACCACUGGCAAUGGACAACAGCCUCUAUGCGGGUCUUGCCCUUGUGUUUGCUGUCGCAGCUCUAUAA